Messenger RNA from Rasamsonia emersonii CBS 393.64, 324 nucleotides. RefSeq lists its product as uncharacterized. The annotation marks the transcript as partial. The transcript has a single exon. Lineage: Eukaryota; Fungi; Ascomycota; Eurotiomycetes; Eurotiales; Trichocomaceae. The record is from RefSeq and is a predicted model, not a curated record.
CAGUGCAUAUCAGAGCCAAGAGAUUCGAUGGGGAAUCCUGAGGUUGGCGACAAAACGAUAGUCGAUCUGGCUUCAGACCUAAUACGAAGCGAAAUCAAGUUGAGAUGGAGGAAGUGUCAGGGUCCGAAUGAGUUUGCAGAGCUCGCUCGAUUCGAUUCCCAGAUGACGAGACAUUUCAUGGCCUAUUUUCCGAUGACUUCGCGCUCUGACGAGGAUUUCAGUGCCUGGAUAAAGCGUCAAGCGGAUAACUAUCUGGGAGCUGUUCAAAAAUUUAUCUGGAGUGCGGCAUAUCCAAAUCCCUUCCACAAAAGACAACGAGGAUGA